AGUGUCCCUACUCCCUUUUAAAGGGGAAAGGGAACCCAGUGUCUUCGUCCUCCCCUCCCCCCAGACUAGCUAUUCUGCACCGGCCCCUUCUUUCAUCCCCCAAACCCUUACCAGAAAGGACACACCUUCCCCGGGUGAUCUAGUCCCACAGAAAACUUUGAUCCACAUGGAAUCAGAUCCAGAGAGUUGCACAGGAACGCAGAUCCAAUCAGAUCACAUCAGGACACCCAUGGUAUCACUCAGUGUUUGCCAAGAAGCGGAGUAAGGAGAGGCCUGGACCCUGAGCUGGGGAGGCAGGCGGAGUGUCAAAGGGGACUCUGACAUGAGCCUCUGACACGGGCCACUAGGACAGAGAGGGUAUGUCUGCUGGGAUCCUGGGGUGAGGAGGGAGCGCUAAGAGUGGGAGGAUAUUCCAGACAGGUACCUGCCUGUCUACCUUCUCACCCUACCCCAGCCCGAGAGCUGGUUUUGUCUCUUCAUCCAGUUUCUGCCUGCUACUCUUGCCCUUCGUGUUUCUUUUAUCCUUUACCUCCAUUUCCACUGGAAAUGGCUGUUCUGCUCUUUCACCAGCACACACUCCAGGAGGGAGGGAGGAGUAAGCCACUUGACCUUAUGUAAACUGCCUAGGGGUAGGAACGUGUGUGUGUGUGUGUGUGUGUGUGUGUGUGUGUGUAAUCACACGCUGGGGUAGCCUUUGGCCAGAAGGAUUAAGAAGCCCCAGAAACAAAGGCAGGAGAGACCGGAGGGGGAGCUGGGAGAGAUGUCCAGGAGAGAGUCCUCAGGAACAGGCCCCAGAGGUAGACAAAGGGCUGAGCAGGGCAGGCAGAGGAGGCGGAGGAACUUGGGGAGGAGGUGGGGCUUGGCGGGCUGCAAGCAGAUGGAGAGGAUUUGCUUUGCUGAGCUGAACUCUUCAGCCUGUGAGCUUUGGAAGAACUUGAUGGGGGUGGGGAUCAGUUAGUUACCUUGUCACUUGCUCCCCUCUGCUUCAGACCUCUCCCCUACUGAGUCUUGGGGAAGGCCACCUGGUUUAGGUUCCAGCCCUUUGCUGGCCCUAGUGUCAGCACCCUGGGGACCGAAGUUCUUUCUCUAAGCGUGGCCACCCUCUAUGCACUCACACACACACACACCUCACUGCAGAGGGGGAGAAUCAGGCCUUGGGGGCCGGGAGGACUGUAAGUCAUUCCAGGUGGGCCAAAGAUGACCACUCUCUCCCUGCAGGACCUGAAGGAGAAGAAAGAAAAGGUGGAGGAGAAAGCAAGCCGGAAAGAGCGGAAGAAAGAAGUGGUGGAGGUGCGGAGGGCAUGCCACCAGCCUGACCCUGCUGCUUCUCCUGGCUCCCACAGGAGGAGGAGAACGGGGCUGAGGAGGAGGAGGAAGAAAUCGCGGAGGAUGGAGAGGAAGAGGAUGAAGGGGAGGAAGAAGACGAGGAAGAAGAAGAGGAGGAGGACGAAGGGCCUGCACUGAAGAGAGCUGCAGAGGAGGAGGAUGAAGCAGAUCCCAAGCGGCAGAAGACAGAAAAUGGGGCGUCGGCAUGAGCCCCCAUGCAAGUGGGCUGGGGGCCGGAGGCCCCUGGGUGGGAAUGGACAAGGACUGCCACUUCACCUGGCUCCCUGCUCUGGACCCCGAACCAGAGCUGCCACCCUCAUCUUCGUCCCCAGCCUUCUCAUUUCCGCCUCUCCAGACACUGCCCGCCCCCCUGUCCUCUGUUCUCACUCUGUCAUCAGCCCACCUCCUAAGCUCCAUCUGAGCUUCCCAGCCCAGUGUCCCCAAGCCCUCCUCUCCUCUCCCUUGACCUCUUCCCUGCCUCCCCCAGCCAACCCCUCCCUCCUCUGGUAGCCUCCUGACCCAACCUCUGCAUCCCUCAGCUCAUUCCUAUCCCAUCUCUCUCCUGCCUGACCUCCCCAGCUCCCCUCACACCCCCUCAGACAGCGCCAGGCCGGGGUGGGGGCAGUGGGGCCAGGGCUGGGGCUGAGCCCCACAGCUGCCCCUCUCUUUCCCCAUUUUUUGUAUAAUUUAAUAAAGAAAUGGUCGCGCUUCUGUUUUUAA
Molecule: messenger RNA, 2046 nt
Organism: Echinops telfairi (small Madagascar hedgehog)
Lineage: Eukaryota; Metazoa; Chordata; Mammalia; Afrosoricida; Tenrecidae
Gene: PTMS
Product: parathymosin
Exons: 4
Coding region: 1198-1464 (88 amino acids)
Source: RefSeq, a predicted model, not a curated record